GUAAACCCAAUAACCCUAUAGAUACAACUUGAGUAAAUAUCGGAUAUCCCAUGUAUGGCACGCCAAGAUUAACGUUAUUUCCUUUUAGUUCCUGUCGGAGCCUUGGGGUAUAGCCUUUGGAUUUUCAGGUGAUGACGCUGCAAUAUUCUUUCGCAAGUGCUAGCGCCGCAUCCAAUGAGUGACGCUGAUGAGGGCGAGAAGGCAGGGUGUAUGAAGAUGCGGAUCGUGGAGUACCAUAACCACAAGACCCUCCUGGGCCCCUGCCUCAUAAGCUUCAGUCUUCCCUUGCUGAUUCCUGGUGUCACGCUUACUGUCGUCGGCUCAGUGGACAAUGACGUCACGUUCCAAGCGUUCGGAGGAUGGCACAUUGCCGGCAUUGUGAUAUUGACUAUAGCUCUACUUCUCUUGCUUUGUGGCAUCUUGCUAAAAUGCUGCUUUAGACCAAUUAUUAGUGCAGACAUCGAAAAACAUUUGACUCCUAUGCAUUCUCGUGUCACUGGGAGUAAGAAUCUUGGUUAUGAAGGCGAGUCUGUGGAACAUUUAGGUGCAGUGCUCAAUAAUAAAGUAGGCCACCACGAUCCGGCCGGCUCACAUCGAGUUGUUUCUACUCACGACAAGAAAGAAGUGCCAAACAAAAGUAAAAACAAUUCCAACAUAGGUAAUACUGACAAUAAGACUUCAAAACCCCAGGUACCAGUUUCUAGUGACAACCAGCGUUCUAGAAAGGAUGACGUUGGAACAAAACCAUACAACGAACGUGCAGUUGAUGUUGGCGACGAGCUGGAAGAAAAUAAACGUAAUCGCCAUACCAAGAAACAUCGAAAUGACCAUCCUUCUACGCCGAUUGGACAUGAUGGCGAAGUGACGUCACACCCCUCUGGUAUCAUUACAAAAGUGACGGCGUCGAUUACUGCUGAAGCCGAGGCGUCGGCUCAUUCCAGCGACCCGGCUGAAAACUCGUCUUUUAUCCCGGAGGUAAAGAAAAAGAAAAAGAAAAAAAGAAAGAAACGCAAUAGCAACCUUUCUAGCGCCUCAGUGGCCCAGAGUUUGGCGGAGGAAACUGAAGGGAAACAGACGACAGGGUCACGUAAUGAACUUCCGGUGUUGCGCUCCCCUCCAAAUGUCCAAAAGCAGACAGACGGCACUAUAGAGGAGAAAUCAGAGGAUGCACUGUUGACAGAGACAAGAUUGAAGGACGAAAUAAGUCAUAGGUCCGCGCUGGUUAACGAGGGGGAAUCACAUCACCACUCGUCACAUCUCCAUGUUCACUUCCCGAAUACACCGGAAGUUACGUCACGUUCACCAGAACGCGAUGAAAUAGAUGUGUGAUUUAAAUAAUGUGAUAAAAUCAUUAUUUGAUAUUAAUAUUAUCUUAAGCUCACAUAUUAUUUUUUAAAUGCUUUGUUGUUAUUAUUUGUAUAUACAAAUGUACUGUUUCACCGUUUGUUCAUACCAAGUUGUUCAUCAGGGUUCAAUUGGUCGGUUAUUGGUUAUUCAUGGGCAUUUUCAUCACUUUUGUAUUUUUUAAUUAUCUAAUUUGUUUUUUUAUAUCUUAAAGAUAAAAAAAUAUUUUUUUAUAUACGAAACCUUCACUAUAUCGAAAAAAUGCUUGCAUGUUCAUCUUGAAUUUUUCAUUCUGUUACUUAUGUUCAACUGUGAUAUAUAAUGUUCCCUUAUAUAUGUACAUAGUAUUGUAGAAAUGCAUUCCUUCUGCUGGACAGACUUACAUGUGCUACUUUUAUGUUAACGUUUCUAGCGAUAUUUAUUUUUAAUAAACAUGAC
This is a messenger RNA of Mya arenaria, 1782 nucleotides long. RefSeq lists its product as uncharacterized. The coding region runs from base 175 to 1329 and encodes 384 amino acids. The transcript is spliced from 3 exons. The record is from RefSeq and is a predicted model, not a curated record. Lineage: Eukaryota; Metazoa; Mollusca; Bivalvia; Myida; Myidae.